AGGGGCUGAGAUCACGCGGGAUUUGCGGAGGAGUGUGGCCAAGGCCCGAGAUCACGCGGGAUUUGCGGAGGAGUGUGGCCAAGGCCCGAGAUCACGCGGGAUUUGCGGAGGAGUGUGGCCAAGGCCCGAGAUCACGCGGGAUUUGCGGAGGAGAGUGGCCAAGGUCCGAGAUCACGCGGGAUUUGGGGCGAGCCGUGGGGGAGGGGCGACGCGAGAGCCCGCGCUUCAGGAAUCGCGGAGUUUCCGGGCAGGUCUCGCGAGAUCUCCCCGAGGGGGUGGAGCCCGGGGCUGUCAUGGGCGCCUCCACCGCUUGAGCGGCUCGUGCUCUCGGAACCUUGGGAGGCACCCACGCUCCGGGGAUGCCCGCGUCACCGGGGCGCGUCGGCCGCUGCAGCACCCGCCGGAGCAGACCCGUCCCCGGCCGCGCUCCCCGCCGCCCGCCCAGCUGAGCGCCCGGGCGAUGGAGGCAGAGACACUCGCUGACGCUGCCGGUGUGGCCGAUCCAGGCGGGGGAGCCGCUGGGUCCCCGGAGCCGCCCCCCAAGCUGGCCCGGCAGAACGGCUCCCCCGGGGGCGAGGCGCCGGGGGCGGGAUCCGCGCCGCAGGAGGACGCGGGUGGGGAGCCGGCUGCUGGAGAGGGGCUGGCGGAAGCAGGGACCGAAGUGGCGGAGGACGGGGGACAGGAACCCGAGUGGGAGGACGAGUACUACCUGCCGGGCUACGAGUUCCUGGGGCCCCCCAAACUGCUGACGGGCGCCUGGGGCGAGUACGGGCGCCUGCCGGAGAACUUCCUCAAGGGCUGCAAGUGGGCCCCCGACGGCUCCUGUCUCCUGACCAACAGCGCCGACAACACCCUGCGAAUUUACAACCUGCCCCCCGAGCUGUACGGCCAGGAGUGGGGGGCCGUGGCCGAGAUGAGCCCCGUGCUGCGAAUGGCCGAGGGAGACACAGUCUACGACUACUGCUGGUUCCCGCUGAUGAGCUCCGCCGAGCCGCCCACCUGCUUCUUUGCCAGCAGCAGCCGGGACAACCCCGUCCACGUGUGGGACGCUUUCUGCGGGGACCUGCGAGCCACCUUCCGUAGCUACAACCACCUGGACGAGCUGACGGCUGCUCACUCCCUCUGCUUCACCCCCGACGGCUCCCAGCUGUUCUGCGGGUUUGAUAAGACCGUGCGGGUGUUCGAGACGGAGCGCCCGGGCCGGGUAUGCGAGAGCCGCCCCACCUUUGUGAAGAAACAGGGGCAGAGCGGCAUCAUCUCCUGCAUCGCCUUCAGCCCGGCCCAGCCCCUCUACGCCUGCGCCUCCUACUCCCGGACGGUGGGGCUGUACUCGCGGGCCGAGGGCACGGCCCUGGCCAUGCUGCAGGGCCACCGGGGCGGCGUCACCCACGCCCUCUUCUCCCCCGACGGCACCCGGCUCUUCACCGGCGGGCGCAAGGACCCCGAGAUCCUGUGCUGGGACCUGCGGCAGCCGGGCCGGGUGCUGUUCUCCAUGCGCCGCUCCGUAGCCACCAACCAGCGCCUCUACUUCGACCUCGAGCCGAGCGGCCGGUUCCUGCUGAGCGGUACCACGGAGGGGCUGCUCUCGGUGUGGGACACGGCUCAGCCCCCGACCGGAGACCCCGAGCCGGUGCUGGACCCCCUGCUGCAAUUCCAGGCCCUGCGGGACUGCGUCAACGGGAUCAGCCUGCACCCCAGCCUGCCCUUGCUGGCCAGCGCCUCCGGCCAGCGCGAGUUCCCAGCGCCCUGGGACAGCGGCGAGGAGGACGAGGAAGGGGGGCCCGGGCCCCCCCCGCGCCCGGCCCGCGGCCAGAACUGCCUGCAGCUGUGGUGGUGUGGGGAGAGCGGGGGGCACCCCCCCGCCCCGUGACGCCGCUGCCCGCCCGAACUGGGUGGCCACCGGGGGGGGGGCUG
Molecule: messenger RNA, 1914 nt
Organism: Mauremys reevesii (Reeves's turtle)
Lineage: Eukaryota; Metazoa; Chordata; Testudines; Geoemydidae
Gene: WRAP53
Product: WD repeat containing antisense to TP53
Exons: 11
Coding region: 461-1870 (469 amino acids)
Biological process (GO): Cajal body organization
Cellular component (GO): Cajal body
Molecular function (GO): protein binding; RNA binding
Source: RefSeq, a predicted model, not a curated record